This is a messenger RNA of Miniopterus natalensis, 5196 nucleotides long. RefSeq names its product NHS like 3 (gene NHSL3). NCBI's taxonomy places the organism in Eukaryota, Metazoa, Chordata, Mammalia, Chiroptera, Miniopteridae. The record is from RefSeq and is a predicted model, not a curated record. Gene Ontology annotation, biological process: cell differentiation.
CGCUCUGCAGCUGGGCGGGCUGGCGGACCGCAUCCCUUCGUGCUGGGCUGUGCUGACGGCGUGGCCUGGCGUUCCGGAGCGGUCGGGAUAGGGGUGGUCUGAGUGGCACCCGCAGUCAUGGUGGUGUUCCUGGGCCGCCACCUCCCGGCGCUCCUCGGGCUCUUUAAGAAGAAGGGCUCAGCCAAGGCUGAGAGUGACAAACGUCUAAGUGUAGGGCCCGGCCAGGGGCCCGGGUCUGUAGUGGAUGAGCACCAGGACAAUGUCUUCUUCCCCAGUGGGCGACCGCCUCACUUGGAAGAGCUGCACACGCAGGCCCAGGAGGGGCUCCGUUCCCUACAGCACCAAGAAAAACAGAAACUGAACAAGGGUGGCUGGGACCAUGGAGACACCCAGAGCCUCCAGUCCUCCAGGACAGGGCCAGAUGAAGACAGCAUCUCCUUCUGCAGCCAGACCACAUCCUACACGGUUGAGAGCUCCACAGCAGAGGAUGCUCUCUCCAUCCGCACGGAGAUGAUCCAGCGCAAAGGCUCCACCUUCCGGCCCCAUGACUCAUUUCCCAAAUCAUCCGGGAAGUCAGGGCGGCGGCGGCGGGAACGGCGGAGCACAGUGCUGGGACUGCCACAACACGUGCAGAAGGAACUCGGCUUGCGGAAUGAGCAUGAGGCACCAGGUACUCCUCGGCCUCCUGGUCCACGGGAUGCUGUACGAAUCCCCACGGUGGAUGGCCGCCCGGCGAGUCUGGCCUCAGGAGCUGGAGUCCGGGUGUCCCUGCAGGCGCUGGAGGCAGAGGCAGAGGCUGGGGCCAAGGCAGAGGCCAUGCUGCAGCGCCACAUCGACCGCAUCUACCGAGAUGACACCUUCAUUGGCCGGUCCACAGGAGCUCAACCCCCGCCCAUUCCCCGGCCUAUGUCCCUAGCAGUGCCCGGACUGACAGGAGGGGCAGGGCCUCCAGAGCCUCUGAGCCCGGCCAUGUCCAUCUCGCCCCAGGCCACCUACUUGUCAAAACUGAUCCCACAUGCUGUGCUGCCACCCACAGUGGAUGUGGUGGCCCUGGGCCGCUGCAGCCUGCGCACACUGAGCCGCUGCAGCCUGCUUUCGGCCAGCCCGGCCUCUGUCCGCUCACUGGGCCGCUUCUCCUCGGCCUCCAGCCCACAGCCCCGCAGCCGCCACCCUUCCUCCUCCAGUGACACCUGGAGCCACUCUCAGUCCUCUGAGACCAUUGUGUCUGAUGGCUCCACCCUAUCCUCUAAGGGUGGCUCUGAGGGCCGUCCAGAGGGCUCUGUAGCUAGCAAUAGUGUGGCACCCCCUCCCCAGGGGGGCAGCGGGAGGGGCUCUCCCAGUGGGGGCAGCACUGCUGAGGCCUCGGACACUGUCAGUAUUCGGAGCAGUGGGCAGUUGUCCAGCCGGAGUGUGUCCCUACGUAAGCUGAAGCGUCCCCCCCCACCUCCCCGCCGGACCUACUCGCUUCGUCAGCGGGGCUCAGCAGCCCCUGAUGGGCCCUUGGGGUUGCCUCCCAAGCCAGAGCGGAAGCAGCAGCCACAGCUGCCUCGGCCGCCCACUACUGGUGGGUCAGAAGGGACAGGGACAGCACCCUGUCCGUCCAACUCAGCAGGCAGCUGGGUGCCUGGCUUGUCUCCAGGUGGCUCCCGGCGCCCCCCACGCUCCCCAGAACGGACGCUCUCACCCUCCAGUGGGUACUCGAGCCAAAGUGGUACCCCUACCCUCCCUCCAAAGGGUCUAGCGGGCGCCCCUGCUUCCCCAGGCAAGGUCCAACCCCCUAAACCAGAGCGUGUCACUUCCCUCCGAUCUCCUGGGGCCUCUGUCUCCUCCUCCCUCACAUCUCUGUGUUCCUCCUUCUCUGACCCAGCCCCCUCAGACCGCUCUGGUCCACAGAUAUCGACCCCCCUUGGUGACAGGUUUGUUAUACCUCCUCACCCCAAGGUGCUUGCCCCCUUCUCGCCACCUCCCUCUAAGCCCAAGACUCCUAACCAAGCUGCCCCUGCUCUGGCUGCCCCCGCCCUGGUCCCUGGGCCUGCCUCUACCACUGGUGUCAGUCCUGAGUCUCCUCCCACCCCUCAGACGUCCCUGACUCCACCACAGGAAUCUCCCAUUGCCUCCAAAGGCCAGUCACCCCCACCAUCCCCACCCCCAUCUUAUCAUCCACCCCCACCACCCACUAAGAAGCUGGGGGUGGUUGAGGAGGCCCCGCCUGCCCCAGAGACUGCUGAGGAGCCCCUCCAGGAUCCCAGCUGGCCCCCACCGCCACCCCCUGCACCUGAGGAGCAGGACCUGUCCAUGGCUGACUUCCCCCCACCAGAGGAGGCCUUUUUCUCUGUAGCUGGCCCUGAGCCUGCAGGCCCUUCAGACCCUCCAGCCCCUGUCAACUCCCUGGCUGCUUCACCCUCAGCUACUGUCUCGUCUCAGAGCCAGCCCCAUGGCACCCCAGAUCCUCCAGCUCCACCAGCCCCCCCUGCUGGUUCUGUCACAGGGCUGGCCAAGCUCCCUCGGAAGGAACCAGUGGGCUGCAGCAAGGGCAAUGGGGCUCCCAGGGAGGAUGCCAGUGCACCCCUGGUCACACCCUCACUCCUGCAGAUGGUUCGACUACGUUCUGUGGGUGCUGCCACAGUGGCUCCAACUCCAGCCUUGGGGCCAUCAGCCCCCCAGAAGCCACUACGAAGGGCCCUGUCAGGGCGGGCCAGCCCAGCACCUGCCGCCUCCCCAGGGCUCCAUGCUGCCGUCCGACUCAAGGCCUCCAGUCUGGCUGCCAGUGAGGGUCCUGUGAAUGCCCAGCCCAAUGGGCCACCUGAGGCAGAGCCACGGUCUCCCCAGUCCCCUGCCUCUACGGCCAGCUUUAUCUUCUCCAAGGGCACUAAGAAGUUGCAGUUGGAGCGGCCUGUGUCCCCUGAGAACCAGGCUGACCUCCAGCGGAAUCUGGUGGCUGAACUUCGGAGCAUCUCAGAGCAGCGGCCACCCCAGGCCUCAAAGAAGCCACCUAAGGCUCCUCCACCUGUGGCCCGCAAGCCCUCUGUGGGAAUGCCCUCACCCACAUCCCCCAGCUUCCCUCGGGCUGAGCCCCUUACUGCUCCUCCAACCAAUGGGCUCCCUCAUGCCGAGGGCAGGACUAAGGGGGAGCCAGCCGAGAAUGGAGGCGUCGUUCAGCUGGUGGGCCCAGAGGAGAAGCUGGGUUCACCUGGCUCAGACCCACAGAAAGAGCUGAUCUGACCACCAGGCACCUCACUGGCACUGCUGACCCAUCCCAGGAAUACAAUCUCAGGGACCUGAGCAGCUCCAAGGAUGAGAGGAUACGGCAGACACUUAACCUAAUAGAGAGGAUGCCUGCAGCCUUAACCUCCACGGCCUUCAAUGUUUAUGCAAGCCUGGUGUUGACCCUGUCCUCCAAGUCAUCCAGCUCUCAUGCCUUUUCCCGAAUGGAGUCACCUCUGGCGGCUGCCACUUCUGUCUUGGCCUUAGCCUCAUCUUGAAGGAGGUAGCUGGUGGGAGUGGGUGGCUGUGUCCCAUGCUGGCCCUGAGGCCAAAGUUGGGAGAACACCUCACUUGUUUGUCUCAUUUUUUUUCAUGUCCAAAUCAUAAAAUUACUGUAGUCCAGAAUCAAAGCACUUUCAAAAAGAGACUGCAUGUCCAUCCUCCAGGGCCCAUGAAGCCACAUUCCAAGGGCCUGUUUACAUGGCAGCAGCAUCGGUUCCCAGUAGCUGGCCCAUAAAUGGGAUCAUCCCUUCCCUCCCAUCCAAUUUGCUCCUUUCUUAGUUCUUGGAGGUGGGCAAGUCAUUGUAUUCCCCCAGGCUGGAGGCAGGAGCAAGGCUGUGGGGUUCCAAAGCACAAAAGGUGCAGAAGGGUUAGCCUUCCUGUGCCUCAACUUACCACCAACCACCCUCCUGCCUUCCAGUUACGCUAGGUGCUCCAUGCAGGGAACAAGAAGUGGGAGACUGCCAGGGCCCAAAUGGGUGGGGAAAGAAAGAGCCAGAGAGGAGGUCCACAGGCUCUGUCGUCAGAGAGCAGGAGAACAGAAUAGGGAGUCAUCUUGGGGGGCACUUGGCAAUGCCAAGCAUCUGUUCCUUGUUUCACCUGAUCAGGUUGGAGUGGGCAGGCACAGCACUUCAAAGACUGGCAAAGCUGGGGGAUUUGGCAGGGGAAACCUUAUUUGGGCAGUGGGCCCAGCCCCCGCUCUACAGAUUUCAUCCCUGACCUUUCUUUCCUCGCCUUGGUUCACGUCCUCUGUGCAGCUGCUUUCGGCACAGGUGGUUCCACUGGGGGGGAGCUCACACUGAGUGACAAGGAUGGGAAGCCAAAGGUGCAUUCUAUUCCAGACUCUUCCAUAGUCAAUGGAGGGGGGCCACUCAGUGCUCCAAGGGAGCAGGCUAGGGGUUACCCCAAUAUCAGUCUCUGCUACUGAUCUCUCCUCCAGGAAUUUUAAUGACCUUUGUUUUCGGCCUGUGCCACCUAGAUAGGUAAGCUCGCCUCCCCACUGGCCUCUAUGGCUCCACAGUGAUCCAGGCUUGAGUCUGGCAAGGAACCGUGCCAUUAGCUAUUUCUCUUCCACUAGAACAAGAGGGCAACGGGAUGUGGUACGAGAGAGCCCAGGUUUCUCUGGCCCUCUCUCACAGCUUCCUCCCUGUAGCUGUAAACCAAUGCUCUUCCCUAGCCAUUUCGGUAAUGAAGAGCUGCUGCUGGGUAUGUGUUGUGCCUGCCCAGGGAGUUGGGGAAAGAUGGUCAGUAAGCAUUGCUCUGCUUAGAGCUCAAAACCCCCAGGAAUCAGGACCAGGCCAAAGCCUCCAUGAAACCAGGUCCUGGCAGUACCCUUGGAGCUGCUGGAGGUGGGAGGGAGCCCAAAUUCUGUCUCUUUCCCUCUCCUCUCCUCUCAAUGUUACUCAAGCUCCUUUUCCUGUUAGAAUCUUCUGAGUUUAUUUCCCCACUGGGUGGGACAGAGCACGGAGAAGGAUCUAGAAGCAACCCUUUUUUGUCCUCUGGGGUAAAUGAGCUUUAUCUAGUGCAAGUGGAGAGACCAAAAGCCUCUGAUUUUUAAUUUCCAUAAGAAUGUUAGAGAAGUAUAUAUAUAUAUUUCUUUAAAUUUUUGAGUCUUUGAUAUGUCUGUACAAUCCAUUCCCUCUGCCCUGAAGCCUGAAUGAAACACAUGAAAAAGCUGUGUUUCAAAGGUGUUAAUUAAAUGAUUAAAACUUG